Ictidomys tridecemlineatus (thirteen-lined ground squirrel) is the source of this 5169-nucleotide messenger RNA. It is a transcript of the gene Trpv3, whose product is annotated as transient receptor potential cation channel subfamily V member 3. Gene Ontology annotation, molecular function: protein binding; calcium channel activity. Gene Ontology annotation, biological process: actin filament organization; calcium ion import across plasma membrane; osmosensory signaling pathway. Lineage: Eukaryota; Metazoa; Chordata; Mammalia; Rodentia; Sciuridae. The record is from RefSeq and is a predicted model, not a curated record. Gene Ontology annotation, cellular component: plasma membrane; cilium.
GCCUCGCCUGCUUUUUCCCCUGUGGGUGAGGCUGCUGUGUGGGCGUGGGGUGAUUCACGUGGAGCACGUGGGUGGUGGGCGUGGCCUGCCUGGCGCCAAGGGCAGGUAACCCAGCCAGUUCUGCUUCUGACGCUUCAUUCCAGCCAUCAGCAGUCCCUGUGCCUGCCAUGAAAGCCUCUCGCUGCCUUGGCCGCAGUCCCAGUGGGGGGCCUUGGGCCCCCGACAUGCGGUGAUCUCAGGGCAAGAGCUGCCACCACCACCCAGGACCUCUCCAGCCAUGCAUGCCCACCCCAAGGAGAUGGUGCCCCUAGUGGGCAGGAGGACCACUGGCCCCAGUGGAAACCCUGUUGUCCUGACAGAGAAGAGACCGGCAGAAGUCACCCCCACCAAGAAGAGUGCACACUUCUUCCUGGAGAUAGAAGGGUUUGAGCCCAACCCCACUGUUGCCAAGACCUCGCCCCCCAUCUUCUCCAAGCCCAUGGACUCCAAUAUCCGGCAGUGUAUCUCUGGCAACUGUGAUGACAUGGACUCUCCCCAGUCUCCACAGGAUGAUGUGACAGAGACCCCAUCCAAUCCCAACAGUCCAAGUGCAAACCUGGCUAAGGAAGAGCAGAGGCGGAAGAAGAAGCGGCUGAAGAAGCGCAUCUUUGCAGCGGUGUCUGAGGGCUGUGUGGAGGAGCUGGUGGAGCUGCUGGCGGAGCUACAGGAGCUUUGCAAGAGGCGCCGCGGCGGCAUGGAUGUGCCUGACUUCCUCAUGCACAAGCUGACAGCCUCAGACACAGGGAAGACCUGCCUCAUGAAGGCCUUGUUAAACAUCAACCCCAACACCAAGGAGAUCGUGCGGAUCCUGCUGGCCUUCGCCGAGGAGAACGACAUCCUGGACAGGUUCAUCAACGCCGAGUACACUGAGGAGGCCUAUGAAGGGCAGACCGCGCUGAACAUCGCCAUCGAGCGGCGCCAGGGAGACAUCACCGCGGUGCUCAUCGCGGCGGGCGCCGACGUCAACGCCCAUGCCAAGGGGGUCUUCUUCAACCCCAAGUACCAGCACGAAGGCUUCUACUUCGGUGAGACGCCCCUGGCCCUGGCGGCAUGCACCAACCAGCCCGAGAUCGUGCAGCUGCUGAUGGAGAACGAGCAGACGGACAUCACCUCGCAGGACUCUCGGGGAAAUAACAUCCUACACGCGCUGGUGACGGUAGCCGAGGACUUCAAGACCCAGAAUGACUUUGUUAAGCGCAUGUACGAUAUGAUCUUGCUGAGGAGCGGCACCUGGGAGCUGGAGACCACCCGCAACAAUGACGGCCUCACGCCACUGCAGCUGGCCGCCAAGAUGGGCAAGGCCGAGAUCCUGAAGUACAUCCUCAGUCGUGAAAUCAAGGAGAAGCCGCUCCGGAGCCUGUCAAGGAAGUUUACUGACUGGGCGUAUGGCCCUGUGUCGUCCUCACUGUAUGACCUCACCAACGUGGACACCACAACAGACAAUUCUGUGCUGGAGAUAACCGUCUACAACACCAACAUCGAUAAUCGGCAUGAGAUGCUGACUCUGGAGCCCCUGCAUACGCUGUUGCACAUGAAGUGGAAGAAAUUUGCCAAAUACAUGUUCUUCUUGUCCUUCUGCUUUUAUUUCUUCUACAACAUCACCCUGACUCUUGUCUCUUACUACCGUCCUCGGGAGGUGGAGGCCCUCCCACACCCCUUGGCCCUGACGCACAAGAUGGGGUGGCUGCAGCUGUUGGGGAGGAUGUUUGUGCUUAUCUGGGCCACAUGCAUCUCUGUGAAAGAGGGUAUCGCCAUCUUCCUGCUGAGACCCUCGGAUCUGCAGUCCAUCCUGUCAGAUGCCUGGUUUCACUUUGUCUUUUUUAUCCAAGCUAUGCUUGUGAUACUGUCUGUCUUCUUGUACUUGUUUGCCUACAAAGAGUACCUCGCCUGCCUCGUGCUGGCCAUGGCCCUGGGCUGGGCGAACAUGCUCUACUACACACGCGGCUUCCAGUCCAUGGGCAUGUACAGCGUCAUGAUCCAGAAGGUCAUUUUGCAUGAUGUCCUGAAGUUCUUGUUUGUAUAUAUCGUGUUCUUACUUGGAUUUGGAGUAGCCCUGGCCUCACUGAUCGAGAAGUGUUCCGAGGACAACAAGGACUGCAGCUCCUACGGGAGCUUCAGUGACGCGGUGCUGGAGCUCUUCAAGCUCACCAUAGGCCUGGGCGACCUGAACAUCCAGCAGAACUCCACGUACCCCAUCCUCUUCCUGUUCCUGCUUAUCACCUACGUCAUCCUCACCUUCGUCCUCCUCCUCAACAUGCUCAUCGCCCUGAUGGGAGAGACAGUGGAGAAUGUCUCCAAGGAGAGUGAGAGGAUCUGGCGCCUACAGAGAGCCAGGACAAUCUUGGAGUUUGAGAAAAUGUUACCAGAAUGGCUGAGAAGCCGAUUCCGGAUGGGAGAGCUGUGUAAAGUUGCAGAGGGAGACUUCCGGCUGUGCCUGCGGAUCAAUGAGGUGAAGUGGACCGAAUGGAAAACCCAUGUCUCCUUCCUUAACGAAGAUCCGGGACCCAUCAAACGGACAGAUAUCAACAAAAUGCAAGAUUCUUCCAGAAACAACAGCAAAACCACUCUCAAUGCGUUUGACGAAAUGGAUGAAUUUCCAGAAACUUCAGUGUAGAAGCAAAACCUAGAGCUGGUGUGAGCAUGGCGUGUUAGAUGCUGCAGGCUGGGUCCUGGAUUCUGUGCCGUGGGGCUGUGCAGAGUGGCUGACAAGAAGAGAAGCAGAAAGCACUUCAGGCUGAGCUGGGGACUCUCUGAGAGGCAGCUGUCAGUAUCUAAGAGGGAAAUAAUUUGGAUUUUGAUGUUCAGUAGGCCCACAGUCCUCAGCCGGGGAGCUCCUAAAGUCUGGGUGAAGUCUCUGGUUUGACCAGGUCAUCUUGGCUGGGAUGACAGGUAUUGGGGAAGGGGCAGAGGCCUGAGGGGCAGGGAGGGCAGUCUUUCCAAGGCCACAGAUUCUACCAUCUCCCUUAGUACUGUGACUGGGUCAUGUGAUUUUGUGGGAGACUUUAGAUCCCAUCCCAGAAUGUGCAAGGGAUUGAGCCAAAUCGGAUAUCCUGAAGGAGGAAGGGAAUGAGCUGUGGAACUGGCUUUCUAGAACCUUCAGGUAACAGGAAACCACCUUUGGAAUGAAACCCAGGGCUCAAACCAUCUCAAACCAAGAGAUGUUUUUAGUAGUGUAAUUAACACAGUGUUUUAAUUUUAAAAUAGAAAAGACAUUUCAUUUUUGAAUGCAAAUCACUUUAGGUGAAGUAGGUGAAUUUAAAAGCUGAGGAGUAGAUCUUGAGCUUUGGGGCUGGAUAUACAUUAUAUACUUGGCCUCAGGGUGGCCAGAGCCCAACAAUAAGCUUUUCUUUAUUCACAGGAGGUCUGCUGGAGAUGUGCUGUGAUCUGGGUGAAAGGGCUUGGCUCCUUCCCCCUCGGGCCUUGCCAUAGGGCAUGCUUCUGAGCUGGGACAGAAAUAGCAGCUGUUCUAUUUAUAUGGUUUUCAAUCUCUGAGGCAACUAGUGUACAACAGUUAUUUCUCCUUGGGGAAUUUAGCAAAAUGACUGAAAUGCUCCGGGAGUAAGUAUUUUGUUCACUGUGAAUUUUGAGGCUGAAGGGGAAGGCUCGUGAGAGGAGGAUUUGGCCAAGACUUGGGGCCUAUUUUUAGAUCCUCACCCUCAGAUUUUCUGUCCUCCGAAAUUCCACAGAGUUUUGAGGCAGAGAUGGAGACUGAAGAAAUUUCCCAGAUGGCUAGAGCCCAACCAACCAACAAAGCACUCUCCUCUGGUAUUCAGUGAAAGGUGUCUCCAGUGGCAGAAGGAGCAGAUGUGUUCCAGAUGGUCAGAACUAGUCAAGAACUAGAGAAAGAUUCUGGUUUCAUUCAGUCCCUACCUGCUCCAGAUCUCCAGAUGUUAGAGAUGUUUAGGCAGAAGCUGAGUGAAUACUUACUGAAGGUGUUGUUAAAGAAAGUAAUAGGAGGAAUUUUAAGAUUCCUUUCAGCCUGGAGAGUCUACAAAUCAAUAUUCUAGAGCUGGAGUGGCCUCCUUGCAUUGAUCCUGAACAGAGGUGCUGGCCUUGAAGGGCAGUCAUUGGAUCCAUGGUGCCAUGUACUACAUUAUGGAUCUGGGAAUUCCAGAACUGAUUUGACUUAGAUUUUAAUGCGUAAAACCAUUUUCCACUUGGGCAAAAGCUGGGAGGUUAGUCAAUAAUUGGGUAAAAAAUCAUAAUAAUAAUUGGGCAAUUUUAUACCUGGAACCUAAAGCUCUGAAAGGAACACGGAGGACAUCAUAUCAGAGUUGUUGAGGCUGGAAUGUCCUCUAAUUUUAUGUCACAGAUAUAUCCCUUAUCAAUGUUUUCAGCACAGUUAUUUAGUAAAUUUAAGUCUAUCUUUGUGGUUGGCACAUGGCAGAGAGCUAGGGAUUUUGCUCUGACGACACAUUUGGCAGUCAGCAUUGUCCCUAUAAUCCCUGUGACUAGUCUAAAAUUCAAGUGUGCACACAGUUGUGCACAAAAAUCACACACACAUACACACCCCACCAACCCCUGAGCCCAUCAGGAUAUCUUCAAACUCCAUGAUUUACAUUUCAGUCGUUGAAGGGGAAGGCUUUUCCCAGUGAUGGAAUCCCCCAGGCUCAGGCUAUUUUUGGCUGCAAUGCUGUUUUCCUUAGGAAUAAUGCGUUAUUGUAGACAUUAUGUCAUAUGUCUUGUUUGGAAUAAAUAGGGUGCUUACCUUCCUCCCUGGGAUGUGCCAGGUUGUACUGUGAAGCCAUUCAGCUCUUAAAGGCACCUGCUCAAGAGAGUGCAGUAUUAUUGACAUUCCUUUCCUUCCUCAAGGCUGGAUGAACUGUAUCCUCUGCUCUGGGUGGGGCCCAGGGGGAUAGGUUAUUAUCCAGGCCUGUAAGCCAUACUUGAUGUCUGUAUCAAUUUACUUUUUUUUCCCUGUGAACUUGGUUCCAAACACAGAAUUGUCACCCCAUUCUCACCAAUGAUGCCUGAAUCUUGUAAGUUGUAAUUUAUAGUCAUAUUUUUAAUGUUGUGUGCAUUUGUGUGAAGCUAUUUUCAAGAAAGAAGUCAUAAAAGGAGUGAAAAUAUUUUAGUUCCAUUGAAGAAAUGCCUUUUUGAUUUCUAAUAAAUAUUUAUUUUGCCUUGUUA